AUGAGUGUCCGCAAAAAAGCUGGAAGCCUUAAUGGACCUGUGAACCUGCAGUCUGGAAUUGAACAGACUGGCAGCUUGGGCUUGCAGAAAAGGUACAGUUUGGCUGUUGGUCCUCCCAAAAAGGUUCCAAAAGUCAAGGGUGUAGAGUCUGCAGCAGUACAGUUUCUCAGACGGCAAGAAGAAGAAAAAAGAAAAAAAGCACUGGAAGAAAGAAGAAAGAAAGAGCAGCUCUUGGCUAGACGUAUUGAACUGAAACAUGACAGAAAGGCAAGAGCUAUGGCCUCACGAACAAAGGAUAAUUUUUAUGGUUUUUUCAUUCCUGUUGAAGAGAAGACUAAAAAGAGGAGGACUUGUGAGAAUGUUGCUCAGGCCCCGGAGGCUGAGUAUGCAACAGAAGAUGAAACUGAGCAAGUCGAAUACAGUCAGACUGAAUCUGAGCAUGAACAAGAAGAAUAUGAAGAGAAACCAUCCAAAGUUGCAGUGAAACCAAAGGCACCUCCCAAAAGCGCACCAGCACCUCUGAACUUUGCAGAGCUCUUGAGGCUUGCUGAAAAAAAACAAUACGAACCAGUGGAAAUAAAAGCAGUGAAAAAGGUAGAAGAGAGACCCAGAACAGCAGAAGAAUUGAGAGAGAGGGAGUAUUUGGUACGCAAAAACAGAAGAGUAGAAAUGCAUAAGAAAAGUGAGAAGGAGAUUAAGAAUACAGGGAUAUCCAGUUCUUCAAAAAAAGUGACUUCUCAGAAAGAAUCUGUAAAUGCAAAACUUAACAAAGGCUCAGCAGAUAAACAUUCCACACCAAAAGGCAGUCUGUCAUCUUCUAUGAGUGGUACUGAUAAGAAAUCCAAAGCACCAGCAUUGACUGAAAAACACUCACGGUCAUCUUCUUCCUCAAGAUUUGAUCAAAUGGAAAAAAACUCACAAAAUGGCUCCUUAAAAAGCUCUACUGGUAACAGUCAUAGUAAAUUACCUGUCAAUGGUAUUGGAAAGUCUGGCUCAAGCUCUCAUGUGCCACCCUCAAAACCAGUGGCCAAUGGGGCUCAGAGGCUACCAUCUGCUAAAGAAUCCGGCCUGAAAAAGUCUUCCCAUACAAAAUCGGGAAGUGCUGCAGCCCUUCAGCAUGGAAUCAACUCAAAUGCAAAACGAUCAGGCAGCAGCUUGGGAAAAGGAGGACCUGGACAUCCAGGUGGCAGUUCAAGUGCAGGACCUGGGCGAUCAAGCAGCAGUUCCGGUGUGGGACCUGGAAGGCCAGGAAGUAGUUUAAGCGCAGGACCUGGGCGACUGGGCAGCGGCUCAGCCACAGGACCUGGAAGGCCGAGCAGCAGCUCAAGCCCAGGACCUGGGCGACAGGGCAGUGGCUCAGGCCUGGGAGCUGGAAGACCUGCUGGCAGCUCAAGCGUGGGACCUGGGCGACCAGGCAGCAGCUCAAGCGUGGGACUUGGGCGACCGGGCAGCAGCUUGGGGACUGGACCGGGAAGGCCAGGCAUCAGCACAAAUGCAGGACCUGGGCGACCAGGCAGCAGCACGGGUACGGGACCAGGAAGGCCAGGAGUCAGGCCAGGCACUGGACCUGGGCGACCAGGCGGCAGCUUGGGAACAGGACCAGGAAGGCCAGGCAUUGGCCCGAGCACAGGACCUGGGCGACCAGGCAGUGGCUUGGGUACAACUGUAAAACCGAAGUGUACUGUUGUAUCAGAAACUAUUUCUUCGAAAAACCUUGUCACAAGACCUAGCAAUGGACAGAUAAAUGGAAUGAGAUCUUUUCAAGGACAUAGGCCUGUGUUUCAUCCACAAGGUCUUGGAAGACCACCUGUUAGUUACAAGAGACAGAUGGAAGAUGAUGAUGAUGAUGAUGAAUAUGACUCUGAAAUGGAUGACUUCAUUGAAGAUGAAGGGGAACCCCAAGAAGAAAUAUCAAAACAUAUUCGGGAAAUAUUUGGCUAUGACCGGAAAAGAUACAAAGACGAAAGUGACUAUGCCUUACGUUAUAUGGAGAGCAGCUGGAGAGAGCAACAGAAAGAAGAAGCUAGGAGCUUGAGACUUGGUGUUCAGGAGGACUUAGAAGAAUUGAGACGGGAAGAAGAAGAAUUGAAACGCAAGAGACAGUCUAAGAAGCUGAGGACACGUUAA
Molecule: messenger RNA, 2127 nt
Organism: Cariama cristata (Red-legged seriema)
Lineage: Eukaryota; Metazoa; Chordata; Aves; Cariamiformes; Cariamidae
Product: protein SPT2 homolog
Biological process (GO): nucleosome assembly; regulation of DNA-templated transcription
Cellular component (GO): nucleolus
Molecular function (GO): histone binding; DNA binding
Source: RefSeq, a predicted model, not a curated record